GAGUUACCUGUUGCUUUCCUGCAGUGGUUUCCAUUUGACCUCAAUUUCACCUUCUUUCUGACGUAGAUGCAGCUUUGCGUUGUCCUUAACGCAGCUUAGAAUUCACGUACAAACAGUCAAACUUCUGAACACACUCUGUUGCGUGUUGGACGCAGAGCUUGCCGCUUGCGCACAUUUCUACUUUCGCGCUCGAUCCAAUAACUGCUUACUAUCGGCACGUGCAUCAGCCCUCCAGUGUGACGUCACCGUGACGCAGGUCACGUUCCCGCGAAGUUUUGUUUGCAACAAAGUUUUCUUGUUUUUCCAAGUUUAAUGUCUAACAGCGAUGAUCACGAUGCGACAUCCGACACUGAGUCACCUCAGGAGUCUUCCUUUCUUCAACGAGUGUUUUAUUUUCCACAGAACCUAUUGCCAGACAAAAGUGAAGUAUGUCACGUAGCAGUCACUCUGCGUCAUCCGAAGGACGGUACACCUGCUUUGUUUUUACGACCAGAAGAUGGUGAAUGUUACUACGAGCUUGUUAAGUUUUCCGAGAAACCGAGAUCCUGGUUUAUAGGAGACACCGUGGAAUCAUGUGGUGAGCUUUACAUCGUAACAGCGAUGGACUCAGUGUACUUCUCGCUGUUCUAUUUGCAGAAGAGCGAAAAAUUCCGGCCACUGGAUGACAUCUUUGACGAUCAGGAAUUUUCGCACGCUCACAACCUGAGAACCUGGUGCGAAAAACGCAUUAAUCGCGUAGCCGACACGAAAGAAAUAUCUGGAGGAAGCCUGAGAGUGUUCCGAAUGAACCAGGAAAAGACGGUCGACUGGCUCAGUCGCCGAGUGCGUCGCGUGGCUGACGUUCUUGAAGCACGGCGGUUGUGUUCGACGUCGAGUGCCGACUUUGUGAGGAGCAGCAAAGAUGCCCCCAAAGUUGAUCCAAUUGAAUAUACUCAGCAAGCCUUCUUCAUCGUGAGGGACUAUGUCUCGGAAUCCCUGGCCUCGAAACUGAAGACUGCUCUGGGGCUAGACAACAUCUCUGAAAAGAAGCCCUCACCUCAUGCUGAAGAAAUGCCUUCAAAGAAGAAGAAGGGCGAUUCUGUAAAGCCAUCUGAAGACUAUACCAACGGUAACGGCACACCGAAAGAGUCAGCUCCAAAGGGCACAAAGGCUGCACCAAAGAAAGAGAAGAAGGUCAAUAUGACUGGAAUGCGAACCAUUUCGAGUUUUUUUACAAAGAAAUAAACUGUUUUUUUAUUUA
Ornithodoros turicata is the source of this 1240-nucleotide messenger RNA. Its product is annotated as ribonuclease H2 subunit B-like. Gene Ontology annotation, cellular component: nucleoplasm; ribonuclease H2 complex. The record is from RefSeq and is a predicted model, not a curated record. Lineage: Eukaryota; Metazoa; Arthropoda; Arachnida; Ixodida; Argasidae. Gene Ontology annotation, biological process: RNA catabolic process. The transcript is spliced from 10 exons. Bases 313 to 1224 code for a protein of 303 amino acids.